Messenger RNA from Dentiscutata heterogama, 327 nucleotides. Lineage: Eukaryota; Fungi; Glomeromycota; Glomeromycetes; Diversisporales; Gigasporaceae. The record is from the annotation of a GenBank genome assembly.
AUGUCGGAUUCAAAUCCUAUAGCAUCAAUUGAAAAGGAAAUUAGUGAAGAGCGAAUAUUCUUUUUUGAUCAAGGCGAGUUUAGCUGUCCAGAGAAAAUUUCUGAUAGUGCGCAUAGUUCUGUAUGUAAAUUAGACUGGAAAAGCUCUGGAAUAGCGGUUGUUCUUAAAAAAAUAAAGGUCAACAAAAAUCCAAGAGAGCUUUUACUUUUGCAUAAAGUUGCACUCCAUCCUAAUAUUAUUGGUUUCUAUGGUUUAAUUAAAGCGAUUAUUAAUUUUAGUAUUGUAUCUCUCAAAGAAACCUCUCUUACAUUCACAGUUCAACCAUAA